ACAACAACUAUCUAGCUUCCGUAACAGACAUGCAAACAACACCGACUGUCGAGAGAAACCAGUGUUACCAGCACAGGCGUGUCCUGAAUUAAUAAAUGCCAAGUUAUACAUGCGCAUUGACAAUAGUGAGGCUUUGGCACGGACAAGUAAGAACAGCCGUGCGCAGGAGUUCCUGCUUUAGAACUAUACAAAUCGCAGGUAACACGAGCCAAUAGGAAAAUAAGGGCAGUGCUAAAAAAAAAAAAAAGGGGCGGACCCUCGCGCCAAACAUACCUUCUGAUUAAGUAGAGCGAAGGAUCUUAUCGGCUGAGGAAGACGAUACCAACCUCCACAGGGCGCAAGAUUUUCGGAGGCUGAUUUUGAAGCUGGUGGCUUUUUGGGGCAGGUGGCACUGUUCAUUGUUACACGCAGUACCCACCGCUGGACUGUUGCGAUAUAGGGUGCAGAUAGAGAGAGGGGAGAAGUGUAUUGGGGUUUUAAUCAAUCAAGUAAUACCAGCCUUUCUUUGCGGAGAUGGAGAACGCACACAUUAAAUCGGUAUCUGAAGUUCUAGGUAAUUUCGGGGUAAAUGAAAAUACUGGACUGACAACAGAGCAAGUGAAAAGGAAUUUUGAAAAAUUUGGGCCAAACGAGCUGCCGGCAGAAAAAGGCAAGUCGCUAUGGGAGCUGGUGUUUGAGCAGUUUGAGGAUCUUCUGGUGCGGAUUCUUCUCUUGGCAGCCUGCGUCUCGUUCGUCUUAGCCUUGUUUGAAGGAGGAGAGGAGAGCACAAUGACUGCCUUUGUGGAACCCAUUGUCAUUCUCAUGAUCCUUGUAGCCAAUGCUAUCAUUGGGGUGUGGCAGGAGAGGAACGCGGAAAGCGCCAUCGAGGCUCUGAAGGAGUAUGAGCCGGAGAUGGGGAAGGUGUUCCGGAUGGACAGGAAGGCAGUGCAGAGGAUCAAGGCUCGGGACAUCGUGCCCGGGGACAUCGUGGAGGUGGCAGUUGGUGAUAAGGUCCCAGCUGACAUUAGGAUUACCAGCAUCAAAUCAACAACACUUCGGGUGGACCAGUCCAUUCUCACAGGUGAAUCGGUGUCUGUAAUUAAACACACAGACCCAGUGCCUGACCCCAGAGCUGUCAACCAGGACAAGAAAAACAUGCUUUUCUCAGGCACCAACAUCGCCGCUGGCAGGGCUAUCGGUGUCGUGGUGGCCACUGGGGUAGCCACGGAAAUCGGCAAAAUCCGUAACCAGAUGGCGGCGACGGAGCAGGAGAAGACCCCGCUGCAGCAGAAGCUGGACGAGUUCGGGGAGCAGCUCUCCAAGGUCAUCUCGCUGAUCUGCGUGGCCGUGUGGGUCAUCAACAUCGGACACUUCAACGACCCUGUCCACGGGGGCUCCUGGAUCCGUGGUGCCAUCUACUACUUCAAGAUCGCCGUGGCCCUGGCCGUGGCUGCCAUCCCCGAGGGGCUGCCCGCCGUCAUCACCACCUGCCUGGCCCUGGGCACCCGCAGGAUGGCCAAGAAGAACGCCAUCGUGCGGAGCCUGCCUUCCGUUGAGACGCUGGGCUGCACAUCCGUUAUCUGCUCUGACAAGACCGGCACUCUCACCACCAACCAGAUGUCGGUGUGCAGGAUGUUUGUCGUGGAUAAAGUCGACGGUUCCAACUGCAGCCUCCAUGAGUUCUCAAUCACUGGAUCCACCUACGCUCCCGAAGGAGAAGUUCUGAGGGGUGAGAAGCAGGUUGAGUGUGGGGAUUAUGACGGCCUGGUAGAGCUGGCUACAAUCUGCGCCCUGUGCAAUGACUCCUCCCUGGACUUCAAUGAGUCCAAGGGGAUCUACGAGAAGGUUGGAGAGGCCACAGAAACAGCGCUCACCACCCUGGUGGAGAAGAUGAACGUGUUCAAGACUGACGUCAAACACCUCAGCAAAGUAGAGAGGGCCGGAGCCUGCAACUCGGUGAUCAAGCAGCUGAUGAAGAAGGAGUUCACACUAGAGUUCUCCCGCGACCGCAAGUCCAUGUCUGCGUACUGCAGUCCCACCAAGCCCGGCACUGGAAACAAGAUGUUUGUGAAGGGCGCUCCGGAGAGUGUGAUUGAGCGCUGUAACUACGUGCGAGUGGGGACCAACAAGACAGCCCUGACGCCCCCCUUGAGGGAGCACAUCAUGGGGGUGAUCAAGGACUGGGGCAUGGGGAGGGACACACUGCGCUGCCUGGCCCUGGCCACACGGGACAGCCCACCCAAGAAAGAGGAGAUGGACCUGGAGAACUCAGUCAAGUUCUCUGAGUACGAGAACAAUAUGACGUUCGUGGGCUGCGUGGGCAUGUUAGAUCCCCCUCGCAAGGAGGUGAUGGGCUCUAUCAGCCUGUGCGAAGAGGCUGGCAUCCGUGUCAUCAUGAUCACCGGGGACAACAAGGGCACUGCCGUGGCAAUCUGCCGGCGGAUCGGGAUCUUCGGAGAGGACGAGGACGUGACCGACAGAGCCUACACGGGCCGCGAGUUCGAUGACCUGGCUCCUGAGGUGCAGAGAGAGGCCUGCAAGAGAGCCCGCUGCUUCGCCCGCGUGGAGCCCGCGCACAAGUCCAAGAUAGUGGAGUACCUGCAGUCCUUCGAUGAGAUCACAGCCAUGACCGGGGAUGGUGUGAACGAUGCUCCAGCCCUGAAGAAGGCAGAGAUCGGCAUUGCCAUGGGCUCUGGCACGGCAGUGGCCAAGUCUGCCUCCGAGAUGGUCCUGUCUGACGAUAACUUCUCCACCAUCGUGGCUGCUGUGGAGGAAGGCAGAGCCAUCUACAACAACAUGAAGCAGUUCAUCAGAUACCUCAUCUCAUCCAACGUGGGGGAGGUGGUGUGCAUCUUCCUGACUGCUAUCCUGGGUCUCCCGGAGGCCCUCAUUCCUGUGCAGCUGCUCUGGGUGAACCUGGUGACAGACGGUCUUCCUGCCACUGCCCUGGGCUUCAACCCUCCAGACCUGGACAUCAUGAACAAGCCCCCCCGCAACCCCAAGGAGCCCCUCAUCAGCGGCUGGCUCUUCUUCCGCUACCUGGCCAUCGGAGGGUAUGUUGGUUUGGGAACAGUUGGCGCAGCUACCUGGUGGUACCUGUAUGAUGCCGAAGGCCCAGAACUUACUUUCUUUCAGCUGAGGCACUUCAUGCAGUGCACUGAGGACAACCCGCUCUUCGCAGGGGUCGAUUGUGAGGUCUUCGAGUCCCGCUACCCCACCACCAUGGCUCUGUCUGUGCUGGUCACCAUUGAGAUGUUCAAUGCCCUGAACAGCUUGUCUGAGAACCAGUCCCUGCUGAGAAUGCCCCCCUGGGUGAACGUGUGGCUGCUGGGAGCCAUUGUGCUGUCCCUGUCCUUGCACUUCCUCAUCCUGCACGUGGAGCCCUUACCUCUGAUAUUCCAGGUGACGCCUCUGAGCGUGUCCCAGUGGAUGGUGGUUUUGAAGAUCUCGAUCCCUGUCAUCCUAUUGGACGAGGGUCUCAAGUACUUGUCCCGUAACUUUCUAGAGGCUUAACCUCCCUCUGUUCUUCUUGUCUGUUUCUCGCAAUGAAAAGGUGACGAGGACAGGAAGUACAUCAGGAGGAGACUGAAACCCUGAACACAACCCCUAUUUAAACUGAAGUCUUGCAUGUUCAACCGCCACUAGCAGCCAGCAGGACUUGCAUGUGUCGGACAAGUGAUUAGGAAGAAUGAGGACCAACUGCAGAAUAUACUGAUGACUUGUAGCUUUUUUUCUGUACAUAUUAGUGCAAUAACUGGAUGUAGGCAAGAGGAGGGUUGGGGGGGGGUGGGGGUUGGGGAGGGUGGGGGGAGUGUGCAGCGCUGGGCAUUUUUGGAUGUGACAGCACAUGGAGCUUCAUCUCUAUGGUGACCUUAAGUUCUUACUGUCCCACCUGUUAAAAUGCAGCUGUUGGGAACAGCCCAGAGCCCCAGUGGAAUCACAACCACUGCCCCGGGUUGGGGGUGUUUCAUGGAGCUAAACCCCAGGUUCAUGGUGGUUCAAAAACUACAGUGUAGUUUCCUUGUUUGUUUUUGAAGCGGGAGAGGGGUUGUUUACUUGUAUUGCAACUUAAACAGCCCCUCAGUCUGCUUGGUUUCAGCCUGUAUAACACCCAAUGGCCAUUUGCUUGAAUGGUCACCAUAUAUCACUAAAUCCAAUGGUGCUGCUUGACGUGUCCAACACACCAACCAAUACCAUUUGCCCAGCUCAAAGUAGUUGCUUUGCUAUAUAAUAUGAGUGGUCUUACUCCACAAUGAACUAAAUAAGAAACUGUUGGUUUUGAACCAAGUACACCAAACAACAGUCUUCUUCAAAGUAGAUUUAAUGUGGCAUAAGACCAUGUGUUCAUUUUAAAUCAAUGCCUGUUUUUUGCUCUUUUGGCUUCUAGUUGGGAGGCAUCAUUGCGUCCUCCUGGAUUUUUCAUGACUUGCACAUUGGGAACUACAUUGCACUCUUGUAUCUAAAGGGUACCUAAAGAAACUCACUUGAUGGUCUGUAUUAAAAAAAAAACUAAACAAAAAAACAAUACUGUAUUAUAGUAAACUCCUUGCCUUUCAAAGCUUUCGGUGGAUUUAAUGUAUUCAUUUUGUUCAUUUCAUGAAGUGCCUAGGGGACUUACGCAGUAGUGUGUUGCCUUGUGUGUCAGUUCUGACGUCCAGAGACUCACUCUGGAAGAUGCUGUGUCUGUAUUAGCUUUGAGCACCAGGGUGGUUGAGGUCAGGCCUUAGAACUCCCAGAAGUCUCAUACAUCACCUUUAUUUGCUACCUGGAAAUAUAAAUAUAGUUCCUAACAGUAGCCUCAUCACCAGCACACAUGCUCAGGGCAAUGAUAUGAUCAUAUCACGAUUUAUCUGUAAGCUCUAUUAUUCAACAUUGGUCUUACGCACUUGAAAAACGUACUCAGCCUCACUGUAAUGUAAAGUAGCACUACUCCCAGCGCACAGUGCACACCAGGUAUUCACGUUGGGCUUGGUUACGAUUAGCGAUGGGGUACUGGGUGGUGUUAGGAACUUUAAAGGCACCACACAACAUCAAACAUCAGACACAGCAUCAACUCUCACUAAUGCCACGGCUUGAGGAGCAGGGAGUUUACAUUGAUUGGCAUCACACACACCCUUCCCUUCUCCUGUUGGGUUUGUUUUGUAAAUUGGGGCAAGGUCACUGUAUCCCCACCCCUGAGCUUUGCCAAUGCCCUUUCUGUUUUUGUUAAGGCCUUUUCUGUUAAAUACGGUCGCAAUCAAAGAAAGGACAUUUCCAGGUGCUGGUUUAAAAUGACUCGUUUGUUCAAGGUGUUAAACUGAGCGGGGGAAAAACUAACAAAACGUGUACUUUGGUGGCAUGAUAGCUUGUACCUUGGGGGGUUAUUUUGAAAGCUUGGUAUCUUGCAUGAGAGUGAAACAAAAACUACUUGGAAACACCUCCCUUAGUCAAACAAUUAAAGGACAAGUGUCAGGUUACAUGAUUAAGGCAAUUUAUCCAUAACUUUAAACACUCGAUCAUAAAAAUGUGAAUAAAACCAACACGUCCAGUAGACAAUCCUUUGUCUUGAAGGAAAUAUCUUGCUCACCGGACAAAUUUAGUUUCAUUUAUUUUUUGAAACUCAACAGGAAUUCGUAUUUUAUUUCAUAUGUAAAUAUUACAAAUAAUUUCCCUUGCCUAUUAUUUUUCUAUCGGUACUCGUUAAUUAAAUCAUUAUUUGGUAACUACCGUGUGAAUAUAUAACUGCGGCAUCAUUCAGUCAAACUUGUCAGAGGAGCAGUGUAUCUGUGUGUUCAGUUAAGGGCUUAUUGGAUGUUAUGGUUUUGACUGUUUAGCGGAUGCACAGUGUGUUCCACUGGUGUCCAAAUGUACCGCUAAUGCCAAAAGUUUUGCAUCACCUAAAAUUUUAGGAUUGAUACAUAAUAAUAAUAAUAAUAAUAAAAAAACUAUAUCAACAUUAUUCAGAUUUAACAUCAUGUAAUCAAAGAAAUUAUAUUGCAAAAGUCUGCCGUAUGCCAUAAUUGUUGUACAGCAAUUCAAGUUAGAUUUUGAAAUGUCACAUUUAUCAGUUUUUGUCAGCUUUCCGUUAAGUAUAUGGAAAACCACAAAGCAAUUCAAUAUGUUAACGUGGCAUUGUUUAGCAGGUUUCGUUUGACUUCAUGAGUUAAUCCUAUAGGGAGAUGCAGAACUGUUGGCCACAGCUGUAUAUCUGGAAGUCUGACUGAAUAUCAUAACAUCUUGAAAGCAGCGUUGUGUCAGUGAAAUAUGUUUUAUUUGAGUUCUGCUGUAGAGUGGCCCCCAGCAAUGGACUGUUUCUUUGGAGAUGCAUUUUGACAGACUGACUUGCCUAAGACAGAGACCUCACCCUGGGUUUAUUUCUACAGCCUGAAUGACCUCUAGUGCCACCCGCCGUGUAGGAAUGUAUAGUCUUGUUAUUUACUACUGAACUACUUCUCAACAGUACAGAAAAAAAUUGCAUGUAACACUGUUACUGUCAUUAAUACACAGUAUAUAAUUGUAUUUCAAUUGUUUUUAAAAAAUCGGAAAAAGAAAAUAUUUUUAAAUUUGAGAAACGGUAACAGAAAAGAGAUUGACCGAAAUAAUAAUAAUAAUAAUAAUAAUAAUAAUAAUAUACUCCUUAGUGUAAUUUAUUUGACUUCAAAUACACAUAGAAUCUAGGGAUUUCAGUUUUUUUUUAUGUCAUUGAUGUUGUCUGUUUUAUGGUUGUUGGGGGUUUGUGGCUUACAUUUUAGAGUAAUAAUAAUACAGAUAAUUUUAAUAAUAGUAAUUUGAUUGGCAGGUGGGAAGUUCAAUUUAUUUAAGUGUCUGGUUUACACAUAGUGUCUAGCAAUGCAUAAUGAAGUUGCAGCAGUGUGUAUAGCGAAUGACUCGUGAUAACCAGGAAAACUGGGAGUCUCUCUGUAUUGCCUUGUUAAUAUUAUCUGUUGGACACAGAUAUUUUAUAAAAAUAAAGAUUAUUUAUCUUAUUGUUA
This is a messenger RNA of Acipenser ruthenus (sterlet), 6950 nucleotides long. Its product is annotated as sarcoplasmic/endoplasmic reticulum calcium ATPase 3-like. Gene Ontology annotation, cellular component: membrane. Bases 514 to 3492 code for a protein of 992 amino acids. Lineage: Eukaryota; Metazoa; Chordata; Actinopteri; Acipenseriformes; Acipenseridae. Gene Ontology annotation, biological process: calcium ion transmembrane transport; intracellular calcium ion homeostasis. The transcript is spliced from 22 exons. Gene Ontology annotation, molecular function: P-type calcium transporter activity; ATP hydrolysis activity; ATP binding. The record is from RefSeq and is a predicted model, not a curated record.